AGGCUCGCCACACAGCAGUCGUGGACAUUACUGUGCGGUGGUCCAUGCGAGGGAAUAAAUUACAGCUGUGCCACGACUCCCACCACCACCGCUGCCAUGGCCAAGUGGCUUCUUGUGACUGUGUUCGUGUCAGCCGCCCUUGCUUUCGCGGCGCCACAGGAUGGAGAGGACAAGGAUGUGUUACAGGGGAAUUUAAAGUACGAGCAUGAGGAUGAGAAGCCAAUGCCUCAGUCCAAGGCAGAGAGAAAUUUGUUUACCUUGCCUCAAUCUACUGCGUUCCCCGCCUCCCCGUCCCGACGACCACUGUGGGCGCCGAGCACCAGCCAUGGAGGCUCGGGGACGGAUGGCAAGAAGUGGUUCCUUCAACAUGCCGCAAACAUUAUUGGGGCAAACAUGUCGGCAAGGCCAACUGACUGUGGCUCCGAUGACGUGUACCUGUGUGGCAGCGAUGUGAUCUGCUUGCCCCAAGUGUGUGACGGCGUAGCGGACUGUCCUAACUGGGAGGACGAGACUGACUGUGAAUGCCUCGGGGACAGCUUUGUUUGUGACAGCGUCGUGUGCAUCGACAGCAGUAUGGUGUGUGAUGGGGCGAAGGACUGUGUUGACGGCACGGACGAGGAGCAGUGCGACUCCACCAUCACCACCCCGAGCACAACUGCAACCCAGAACACCACUUCCCCUGGCGCCCCCACUACCACCACCACCACCACCAUCACCACCACCACCACCACCACCACCACCACCAGGCCCUCUUGUAGGAACGGCGUCCGUCCCAGACUCUGCAAGGACCGCAAGACGUACGCCUGCUUCUGUGAUGGCGUGGUGGAGUGUCCCAGGGGCGAGGAUGAAUACCGAUGCAAACCAGAGGGGUGUCAGCCCGGGCAGUGGCGGUGUAGGUGUGACGGCACUUGCAUCCCGCAGCACGCUGUUUGUAAUCGAUGCAAAGACUGCCCGGACGGCUCUGACGAACGCGGCUGUGUCCCAGGCACAGGGUGGUGGAGGUGCCGGAGGGGCGGGUGGAUCAGGAUGUGGCAGCGGUGUGAUGGACGAAGGGACUGCCGCGACGGAUCUGACGAGUGGCUCUGUCCUCAAAAGCACCACUGUCACGGCACACACCACUGGCUCUCCUCCCUGUCCCGGCGCUCACGACUCAAACACCUACUGGACCUCUUUGAUGACGAUGAUGUUUACAGGGAUAGUGAGGAAGACAGUGGUGAAGAUUGGAAUGAUUAAUGAUGUUUGAUAGUGAGGGUAGUGAAAAUUGAUUAGGUGAUUGAUGUUUGAUGGGGGUGAUGUUUGCAGGGAUAGUGGUGAGGACAGUGGUGAACAUUUGAUAGGAUUGGUGUGUUUAAUUAUUACUGAGUACAAUGUAAUAUUGAAUAAUAAUCUUUUAUGUUAUUAAGUCCUCAUUACCUUUCUUUCGUCAUUCUCUCUCUCUCUCUCUCUCUCUCUCUCUCUCUCUCUCUCUCUCUCUCUCUCUCUCUCUCUCUCUCUCUCUCUCUCUCUCUCUCUCUC
Messenger RNA from Scylla paramamosain (green mud crab), 1515 nucleotides. RefSeq names its product low-density lipoprotein receptor-related protein 8-like. Lineage: Eukaryota; Metazoa; Arthropoda; Malacostraca; Decapoda; Portunidae. Gene Ontology annotation, molecular function: protein binding. The transcript is spliced from 7 exons. The coding region runs from base 97 to 1233 and encodes 378 amino acids. The record is from RefSeq and is a predicted model, not a curated record. Gene Ontology annotation, cellular component: plasma membrane.